This is a messenger RNA of Chiloscyllium plagiosum (whitespotted bambooshark), 10290 nucleotides long. It is a transcript of the gene raph1a, whose product is annotated as Ras association (RalGDS/AF-6) and pleckstrin homology domains 1a. Gene Ontology annotation, cellular component: plasma membrane; cytosol. The record is from RefSeq and is a predicted model, not a curated record. Gene Ontology annotation, biological process: signal transduction. Lineage: Eukaryota; Metazoa; Chordata; Chondrichthyes; Orectolobiformes; Hemiscylliidae.
CAAUAUUCAAGUAUUCCUUUUGUCUUCUAUUUCUUACUCAUUCCUUGUUCCCUAGGCUUACAAAUUACUUUAUAUCCUGAUACAAAUGCCCUAGUGUACAGAGCCAUUGCUGUCGCUGCAGUGAGACCUGGAUUGAGUAUCCGUGACAGGAGAGCACUAGAGAAAUUCCACCAGCAACGCUUUUGUCACAUUCUCCACAUUGAAUAUUCGAACUUUCAACCAAGUGUUAGCACUCUAGCCAUUCCUGCAAGUAUUCAGAUGGAUCAGACCUCUGAUGAAGAUGUGGACCAUGCUGCAGAGGAGGACAGUGAUAAGGAGGACCAGGACUUGGAUAAGAUGUUUGGUGCCUGGCUCGGUGAGCUUGACAAACUCACUCAGAGUUUGGAUACCGGGAAACCUGAAGAUGUGAAGAAAUCCCCACUUCGGCAAGAAACCAAUCUUGCAAACUUCUCUUAUCGCUUCUCAAUGUACAACUUGAAUGAGGCUUUGAGCCAAGGAGAUGGAGUGGAUUUGGAUGCUCUCAUGGCCGAUCUCUGCUCUAUGGAACAGGAACUCAGUAACAUCAGCAAAGAACCUUCCAGACAUGACAGUGUUGUGAAAAAAUCUCUCAAAGAUGAAGUACCUGCUAAGAUGCCCAACAAAGAAGCCAAACCUGCUCAGAAGCAAUCUGCCACUCGAGCAUCCUCUAAGCAGGGCAGCUUGAAGGGUUCUUCUUCAGUGAGAAGUCCAAAAACUUUGCAAACCAACCUUUCACUGGAUGACAUUACUGCCCAACUGGAACAAGCUUCCCUUAGUAUGGAUGAAGCAGCACGGCAGACCAGUACCAUGACAUAUGAUACAAAACCCUCUCUGCCCAAUCAGCACAGAAGAACGGGAUCAGCUGGAACAGUUAGUGAUGCAGACAUCCGCUCAAACAGUACCUCAUCUAGAUCCAGUGUUACUUCUGCCACGUCUAGCCAGGAUUCUUUGGACAUUGACAAGGUUGCCCGCCCUCAGGAUCUUGAUUUGAACCAACAAGGUCAACCCACAACAGAGCAUGCUUCCUCAAGUCGUCACAAUAUACAGGUCAGACGCCAUCUUGACUUUGUGGAGGAAGACUUGGACAUGAGGACUCAUUCCUAUCUGGACAGGGAAACGUCAAUCAUUUUGAGAAACAUAGCUGGGAAACCUUCUCAUUUGCUGACCAAGGAGGAGCAGGCUGCCAGGCAGAAGGCAGAAAAAAUCAGGGUGGCAUUAGAAAAGAUCAAAGAGGCACAAAUCAAAAAGCUGGUGAUACGGGUCCACAUGUCUGAUGAGAGCUCCAAAACAAUGAUGGUCGAUGAAAGACAAACAGUCAAGCAGGUUCUGGACAAUCUCAUGGAUAAAUCCCACUGUGGAUUUAGCCCAGACUGGUCAUUGGUGGAGACAAUCCCAGAACUUCAAAUGGAGCGAAUCUUUGAAGAUCAUGAAAAUCUGGUAGAGAACUUGCUGAACUGGACUCGAGAUAGUCAUAACAAACUCAUGUUUACUGAACGCAUUGAGAAAUAUGCACUUUUUAAAAAUCCACAGAAUUAUCUGCUAGGGAAGAGGGAGAAUUUUGAGAUGGGAGACCGAAAUAAGGAAGCUUUACUAGAGGAGUUUUUCUGUGGAAGUUCUGUGACUGUUCCAGAGAUUGAGGGAUUGCUUUGGCUGAAAGAGGAUGGCAAGAAAUCCUGGAAGAAGCGCUACUUCCUGCUCAGAGCUUCUGGAAUAUAUUAUGUCCCGAAGGGCAAGACAAAGACCUCUCGCGACCUGGCUUGUUUCAUUCAGCUAGACCAUGUGAAUGUGUAUUAUGGCCAGGAUUACCGCAGUAAAUACAAGGCUCCCACGGACUACUGCUGCGCUCUCAAGCACCCUCAGAUCCAGAAGAAAUCUCAGUACAUCAAAUAUCUCUGCUGUGAUGAUGUCAGAACUCUUCAUCAGUGGGUGAAUGGCAUUCGCAUUGCCAAGUACGGGAAACAACUAUAUGACAACUACCAGGAUGCUGUGAAACGAGCUGAAGCAGCAUAUGAAUGGUCAUCCCUGUCCAGUGCCAGUAUGAAAUCUGGGUCUAGUUCUUCCAGUUUGCCAGAAUCCCAUUCAAACCAUUCGAACCAGUCGGACAGUGGCGUUUCUGACUUACAGUCUACAGGUCACGUUCGUUCCCAAAGUAUCGUCAGCUCCAUUUUUUCAGAGGCUUGGAAAAGAGGCACACAACUGGAAGAGCAACAGCAGCACUCCAAACUCAGGACGGACUCUGUCAGAUCCUACUCUUCUUCAAUAGCACCAACUCUCCCUCAGGCCAGGAUCAGUGUGCCGCAUGUAGCACCACAGCCUUCUCCUCCACCCCCACCACCACCUCCACCCCCUCCUGCACCCUUUAACAAAUACAGCACCAUUAGCAGACAACAGACAAGCAAACAGCCAGCCCCAUAUACCUUUGUUAAUCAGCCAGCUGUGAGUCAGCAGGCUAUCCCACCAGCCCCACCCUCACAGCUGAUGAAGCCACAGUUGCUGGUUGAAAGUGACAGGCAAAGUGUUCCUCUGCCAGUUCCCUCUACUCCACCACCCCCGCCACCCAUUCAAACAAUCCCUGCUGUGGCUGCAUUGAAACCAGAACCAUCCAAUCUUUCCCCCAUUCUACCUGCCUUCACCCCACCACCUCCUCCACAGAAAUUACAACAGCAAAAUAUUCCAGCCGUUGUGCAGCCCUUGGUUGUUCCUUCUCCUCCUCCUCCUCCACCUCCACCUCCACCACCACCACCACCACCUCCUCCACCACCACCAGCUUUGUUACAGGCCAUUGUCCCUAAACAGAUAGGAGCAUCAUUUGGGGCCUCUGUCAGUCAUCCACCUCAAACAGCUCCCAAACCAGCAGUGCCUAGUGUUGUUCAGGUGGACCCUCUUCCAACACCACCCCCUCCCCCAACCCCUCCUGCAACAUCAGCAAAGCCACCCAAGUUCUCAGUUGCACAGAUCCCACUGCCACCGCCCUCUCUUCCUUCAUCCCCUCAUUCACCUGCACCAAAGCAAUUGGGUGGAGCUACAGACCAAGUGCCCAUUCCUCCACCUCCGACAGUUUCAAUUGUAAAACAGUCCAUUAACCAGUUCCAGACUCCUCCACCACCUCCAAAGCCGCCAGCAACCUCCCUUCAAGCUCCUAUGUCACCCCCAGCCGUGAAAGCAAAACCUAAAUGGCAGCCUAGUUCUCUCCCAUCACCAGAGUUUCCUCCUCCACCUCCUGAAAGCAGUUUACCCCAACCUCCCCCACCUACCCCCACUCCUCCUCCUACUCCAGUCAAAUCAGCUUCAGUCAAAAAACCAAAAAAAACAUCCAGUCCCGGUGCUAAGAAGCCACCUCCCACACCCCAGCGGCAUUCCAGCAUAAAAGGAUCCAGUUGUGCAGAUAUGAAGGAGUCCAGAAAACCCGUGGAGCCUCUCAGCAACAAGUUUGAACAACCAACUGUUUCCUUAGCCUCUCCAGCAACAGAUGCUACCACUUUACCACCUGCUCCCUCUAAGCCUGGCAAAUUAAAUUUGGCUGCAGUAAAUUUGAUGUUCCCACUUGGAGGACAGACAGGAAAAGGACCAGUAGGUCCAAUUGCUUCGAAGGAGCCUGUGUCAGAGUUUCCCUCGCCGCCUUCAGAUUCAGACUUCCCACCCCCACCUCCAGAUUUAGACCUUCUACCCCCCCCUCCUCCAAUAGAGAUGGCAGCUUCUGCUGGUUUCUCCAAUGCUGUUCCACCUAAAGUAGCCGUGGUAAACCCUCAGCCACAAACAUGGUCCAAAUCAUCUACCAAGAAGGCGCCACCACCAGUACUUCCCAAAAGGAGCGACAGCACCCGCUUGACACAAGGAGAAUCCACAGAACACCAGGCUCCUCCCAUCAAUCCAGUACCAGUGUCUCCUAAACCAGCCUUGUCUGUACAGCCGCAUUUUCUGGCUGACCUCAAUAGGACUCUGCAAAGAAAGUCUUUUACCCGACAUAGCUCAGUUACCUCUGCACGUGUAUCCAAAGCAGAGCCCAUCACAACCAUGGACGAUAUGGUGCUUCCUCCCCCUCCUCCUGAAUUGCUUUUUGACCAAGAAUCCACUGGCCCAUAUGCAUCUGGCAACAUCUCAGGCUAUGCAACAUUACGGCGUGGACCACCUCCAGCUCCACCCAAACGGGGAGACAACACCAAGUUGAGUCGGGAUUGUUGAUGACCCAGCUGCCAAUGUGCUGUUUACAUGCUGCUCCAUAUAUACUCAACUGCAAUAUUCAGAGCGAUAUUAAUUGCCUUUCUUAAAACUCUGGCUGCAUACAUCUUCAACAAAAUUAGAUCACAUUAUUCCUUGUAGAAAUCCUCAUUCUUGGAUCAGUGAAGUGUUGUGUUUCACUUGUAAAGUCAAAUCGCUCUACUUGUGUAAAUAUAGAUGCUUUUGGCAUAUAACGAGACCUAGUGUGGGGUAGGGGUCUGGAAUGUGUGGUUUAUCUGACAGUUUCCCAUUUAGUACUGUGGUGGAGAGGGUGGUUGAGGUGGACCCAGCGAAAAGGAAUGCUUUCCUUCCACUUAGAUUAAAUGUCAUUGUGAUUUCAUUUUGAAGUUUUGUCUUUGGAAGACUUAAUUGGCACCUUCCCAGUGUUAUUACUGGCAGUUUUUUUUUGUGUUUUAGGGAGCUGGGACUAGAAAUAGGAUUGUGAUCAGUUGGGCAAAGGAUGUCAAUUUUCUGCAUUCUGUUGGUUUAACACUUAAGUGUUCCUCAUGGAAAUAAACCCUACAGAAUGCUAACUGAUCAGAAUUUGGGAAUUCUCAAAUGUUUUGAUUGAAAUGCAGAAUGGUGGAACACUACAAUCUACGGUGUGGCAAUUUUUCUGGAAAUUGUUGAUCAGUCCUCUGGUGAUUGUUGAUUUUGGGUCAAAUAGCAAAGCCAUUUGAGUUAUCCAACCAUGCUUGAGACUUCGAUUUUAGUGCAAAUAUAUGGUCCACCAUUAAACUGACAAAAGCUUCUCAGUUGGAGUUACAUAAGAUUAAGCUUGUUUGAAGGGUGAUACAGAGCAUCAGUGACUUAAAGAUCUUUUUAAAAAUCUUUGAAUCUUUUAGUGAUCAAAUCCAAAAAAGGUGCUAAAGAAUAGAUCUGGAUUCUCAUGGCACAGGUCUGAGAAUAAGAUUGCAAAGCUCAUUGCUACUUUUACAGUUGCUUUAUUUGAAUCUACUGUUAAUAAACUAAUUGAACUGGUUUGCUGGCAGGCUAGUCAGAGAUUUAAUUCGCUGUUUUCUGUUGAGUUAGUUUAUCACAGCUCGAUAGCUGUUCUGUUGUGAAGUUGACCUGGAAUAAGCAACCUGGUACUACUAACCCCACUUUUCAAGCAAAUGUGCCAGUGAAGUCAAAUUCAUCUUGGUUGUGGGGAGAUUAUAUUCCUUCCUGACAUUUACUGAAGGCUACCCACUUAAAUAUGGCACCCAGGUAACCCAGCAACAUUAACUGCCUUGUGGGGAGGGAAGUAUGUGAAGGGGACAGGGCAGCAAAGAAAUAGGCAGUAAAUUAAAAUGCCUUUCUUAAAACUCUGGCUGCAUACAUCUUCAACAAAAUUGGAUCACAUUACUCCUUGUAGAAAUCCUCAUUCUUGAAUUUAAUUAAAUGCUAUUAGUUGAAUUUAGAUUUUUUAAAAAUCUAUUAUCAAGAUUAAAUCUGACAGCAUUUUCUUUCCACAUUUUUGGAUGUUCCCAUGUGGAAUAUAUUUGCGAGUUGAUCUAAGGCUGUGUGACCAGCCACUCAGCAGUGUCUUAACAUAGGUGGGCAACAAAACAAUUCUGGAAAGGGAUUGCCCAGCCUAACCUUGUAUGUUUCGUUUUUUAGAAACAAGAUCAUUACUGUCAAGAAUCAAAGCUUUAUGGAUUUUACAUUACAGACCUCACUGAAAUGAUUUCUGCCUUUCUAAAAGAUUGGUGUUCUGUCAGCACAGGACCUGACUUGCUUUGAAAUGUGUCAGAAUGAAAGGCCAACUGCAAAAUAAGCUAGCACAUAACAUUGUAGCAGCAUGUUUGACAUUGGUAUUUGCAUCAGAUUACAAAUGCUGUGGUUGUGGGCAACCCUUUGGAUCAGUUGUAAUUGUAUUUUAUGACAUCUCAAAAUAUUACAGAAUAGAGGAGCCAUGUGGUUCAUGUCUGUACCAGCUCCUUGGAAGAGCUAACCAAUUAGUUCUUUGCCUACUUUUCCCAACAGCCAUGCAAUUUUAUCCAAUAUAUCUAAAUUCCUUUUGAAAGUUACCAUUGAAUCUGCUUCAGCCACUGUCUUUCAUGCUAUGCUUUUCAGAUCAUAAUUCACUGUGUAAAACAAAAUUUACUUUGCCUUGCUUCCUUUGCCAGUUAUCUCUGCUUAUGCUGUAAACAGUUAAUUUACUUACUCCUAUCAAAGUCCUCUUCAUAUUUUUUGAAUGUCUUCAUGAAAUCUCUGGUUAAACUUCUCUGCUGUAAAAAGGGACAAUCUGUGAUGUUCUCAAAUAAUGGGAUUUCUAUCAUUGAUCUAUCUUUUAAAGCAAUUUGGUACCCACCAGCACUUUACCCCUGUGAUACAUUCCUCUUCAUAAUUAGGAUGCCUGCUGAGCAUUCCUAGUCACUACAUAUCAUAUGGGUACAGGUAUUUCUGUUUACUGCAUAGUCUCCAUUCAUACAUAACAUUGCCAUUCACUAUAUCUACCUUGUAAUUACCAGCCUCUACAUGUACCAUGUGUGCAUGGAACACAGUUCAUUACAUGUGUAUGAAGUAUUUCCAUUUAUUACAUAGGCUGUGUUCAUACACAGUAUUGCCAUUCACUAAAUCAACUGUGUUUAUGUGGAGUAUUCCCAAAUCACUACACCAUUAUGUAUGCCUACACAGUAUUCUCAUUUACUACAUCAACCAUAUACAUACAGAGUAUUCCCAUUCACUACAUUGACUACUGGGCAGUACAUUGCUAUUCACUGUGUCAACCACAUGUUCAAGGCAUUCCUAUUCACUGCACAGAAUAGUCCCAUUCACAUCUGCCAUAUACAUAGAUUAUUCCAAGUACAUAGACUGUGUGUGUUAAAGAGUAUUUUCAUUCAUUACAGCACUCCUUCAGGUUCUAUUAAUAUUUUCAGUGCAUCAGUUGCUAAAUGGCACCAUAUCUCAGAGCUCAUAAAGGUUUUUAGUGAAUAGUUAUUCCUUCGUUUUUGGUAUAAAAUGAAGCAUCCGUUUGGGAAGUUGGAUAUAUGUGAAACAUACUCACCAUAGCCAAGAUCCUUAGUAAUCUGCAUAUACUUUAGUUUACUCCUAUGCAAUGUGCACUUGAGCUGAAUCCAGUUUUAUUCGUGUAUUUAUGAAUGUCCCACAUCUUUCAGGUUUUUUUUGUGGCCCAGCAUGGAAUGAAUGAGCAAGCUCCCAUUGUGUUGUGUGUUUAACUUAAGAUGCUAAGCUAGACUUAAAAUGUGUGAAUGCUGGAAUCAAAAUCAAAAAAAUACAGAGAGAUUGAUGUAAAAACUCUGCUUUCUGUCCAUUGAUGAUGCCAGACCAACUGAGUUAACGUUUCAAGUCCAGUGACCUUCAGAACCAGUGGUAGCUGGUAAGAGAUUAGUAUUUAUGUAGAUGGCAGCAUGGGGAGGUAAGCAGGAAUAACUGAUAAAUGGAGAUAAAAACCAAAAGAGAAAAUACCAGCGGUCUGAUUUUGUUGCUAGCUAGGCUUGUUCAGGAUAGGGAAACUAUGAAAAGUAGUUCUUGCUAAUUGCCAUCAAUCAUGACAAAUAGGUCUAUUAAUUGUGACCCAGAUUGGGAACUGCCCCAAGUUGGUGUUUAUUUUAACCUUUUAUUAAUCCAUUGGAAUGGGAGACAAAAUUGCGACCUGAUUUGCUAUUUCAUCAAUAAUGGAAGGAUCAUAUUCCAGAUUAAAUUGCCUGGUAUCUUUUUAUCUGUUCAAGUUAAAUGUUAUUUACUGUCUAUCAUAUGCCUCACUCUGAAAGCUGGAAGAAAAUUGUGGUCCAAUUUUUAACUAACUUCAAGAAGUCAAUUUGGAUAGAGCUAGCAGCCUAUUCAGUACUGAGAUUGGAGGUGGUGGUGGUGGUGGGAGAGGGGGUUAAGAAUUAGAAACUAUAAACAUUGCUUUAUGAAAAGAUACUGAACUAUUGAGCUGUAUCAUAUAGCACUCUGGCUGAAGGAAAGGAUUUAAAAAGCACUUUCCACAAACUCAGGAUGUUCUAAACUCUUCAUAAGUAAUUACGGAGCUGUGAAGUGCAGGUUUUAUUUUGAGGGGGCAAAAGGAAUAGCCACUUUGCCAUUUUUCACCAUAUUAUUUAAUGAAACAAAUCAAAAUCUUACAGUAAAGGUCAUUAUGUCUCUGCUGGCACUUUCUAAGUUAUACAACUCCAAUCAUUUGCUCUUUCCCCAUAUUUCUACAAAUCUAUCUUCCCUUGAAAACAAUGUAUAUGAUUUUUAUUUUGAAAUCACUAUGGAGUCUACUUCCACAACGCUUUCAGGUAUUGUAUUCUAAAUUAUCAUAUCUGUGCAAAGGAGCUCUUAUUUUGGAAAUUUACUUCAAUUCAUGUCAUCUGCUUACUGACCUUUCUUCCAGAGGAAAGAGAUCUCCCUUUCUAUUGCUCAAAAUCAUGUAGGAUUUUGACCAUCUGUUUAACUUUCUGCUUUUGAGCGUAGUCUGGAUUUCCUAGUAUGUUCACAUGUUGUAGUCCUUCCUCAAUGGUAUCAUUCUAGUAAAUCUCCUCUACAUCCUCUCCAAUACCUUGACAUCUUCUGGGUUCCACACCCUAGAAAUGGGCAGAACUCUAGCACAGGCCUGAUUAGUAUUUUGUAAAGCUUUAGCAUGUCUCCCUUGUGCAUGUGAAGCCACAGAUUCCUUAAGUGUUCCCUCCUUGCAAGUGGCAGAUAAAGAUUUUUGUAAAAACCCUCAAUUCUCCUGGUCUUUGUACCCCAUUUUACAAAUGGGCAUUAAACUUGCAUUUUGGAAGGGAGGAGGAGAAGUAAUGUAUCACUUCACACUUCUUUGCUUUAAAUUGAAUCAUGCCUUCUGUCCAUUUCAAGAAUUUAUGAUCUUUCUCCCUGUUAACUAUUUUUGAGUUCAAAAUGAUGCCUUAUAUAUUCCUGUCGCCAAUCAUAUCAAAGAUAGCGCUGACACUGAUCCCUGGGACACCAUUGUUUACUGUUCUCCAGUCUGAAACAAAAUCUACACUAGUUCUUUCUAUGUUAUUGCAACUUUAUAUCCAGACACACUGUCUUUGGGUAAGUAAUAAACAGAUUAGUGUACUUUUUUUAAAAAAAAGGCUACAAAGUGUCCAAUCUUCAUGUUAGAAAUUAAAACUAUUCAUGCUAAGUCCAUUAUUUCUCAGGCCCCCUCAAGCCACCGAUUGUGAUUCACACAAAGAAGAAUUAAAUAGAAUGAGAAUACAUUUUAAAUACAUUUUCCCAGAUCUAGGUUGAAGAAAUUUAAGUUAUUCUGGUUCCUUUGGGGAAAUUGAGGAAAUAGGGUCUCAGCAGAUAAAGGCUAUAAAUUGGUGAUUAGACAACCUUGAGUUCAGCCCACUGGAGGUGGAAGUAGAAGCAGUGAUUUCAAAAAGAAAUGGGGAAGGCAUUUGGAAGCAAAUAAACUUUCAGCCCCAGGGGGAUUAAACUGGUGGGCAGUAUUGACUAGUUUAAUCCAUUGGGAGUUAGCGUGCACAUAGGCUAAUUCGUCUCCAUCUGUGCAAUAAAACAAUGUCCAAUUUACUGAUGAAUCUCCUCUAGAUUUUGGUGACUUUGGGAGUGCCAUGAAUAGAAAUUACAGCAACAAUAUUUUUAUUAUUGAUGCUAAAUGUGACAAUGAACAAAAACCCCUCAACACUGCCCACCACCCAAUUUUCACCAGUACCAUUCCUCCUCCUCUCUUUCACAGGGAAUCUAGGAAACCCCGAAUGGUACUGCAAGUGAGUAACUUGUGCAAUUGUCAAUUGACACUAUAAAGCAGUCAGUGUUUUUUUUGUUUAAAAUAGCAUCCUUUAUAGCAAGAGCAAAGUUACUGAAGGUAUGCAAUACUGGAACAAGUACCAAUGAGUAAGUAGGGAGGAGGCUAUUUACAGAUUGUACAGGCAGUUUGUAAACCAAAAGUGAGGUUAUGGUCUGGUGUGUUUUCUUUUUCUUAACUGGAUUUUUAUAAAACGACAAAUGUUGAGAAUUUAUUACAAAGGCCUUGAGAAUCAACUGGCCUUUCUCAUUGUCUAGGGGCAGCACAGCGGCUAGCACUGCCGCCUCACAGUGCCAGGGACCCAGGUUCUAUUCCGGCCUUAGGUGACUGUGUUCAGUUUGCAUAUU